GUCAAGGUUGAUCACUGAGGUUCGCCUCAUCACUUCGAAGAUCUUCGGAUCAGUGGAAGAUCAGUCCUGCUUCUUCGUCCUCUCGUGCAUCGGUUUAUGUUCUGAUUGUAACAACAGAAGUGCGUAACACAUUGUUUACGUUUUAACGUGCUUAAAAGAAGUCAACAAUUUGUUCCAAUUUUUUGCAACUGGAUUUACUAUAAUCUCCGACAUGGGAAGACGUCAAGUAUUUUUUAUUACUUGUAUUAUGGUAGGACUGAUGGCCUACUCUAUGCAAGCACCAACUACAGCUGCUCCGAAAAUUGAUUGCCCUGAAGGCAUGGAGUACCACGAAUGUGGUACCGCCUGUCCGGCGACCUGCUUGAAUCCCGAGGCACCCCGCUGCAUGGGCGCUUGCGUCUCGGCUUGCUAUUGUACGAAAAACAUGGUAUGGCAUGAGAACACAUGCAUACCCCUCUAUGAGUGCCCAGGCCGCAAUAAUGGGAAUGCUUCAAGAAACAACAACCGGAACUCCACAUCUAUCAGCGGAAGAGUAGCAAAAGAAGGAAAGGUGCUCAUUUGGUACACUCCAUGGGAUUUACCUCAGCAAUCAACAACUAACCGAGUUCCGAUUGAAGAGGUGUAUGGCACCUUCACCGUACGCCCCACCCGAAAGCCAAUAAACCCGAGAUAUUACCCUCGCGGUACUGGAGUGCCCACUUGGUAUUUGUUGUCUCCAUACCAGGAGGACGAAAAAAAAUCUGCAGGGACUAGUGAUCUUAUGAAGAAGAUGGCCGUUCUACAAGCCAUCAUGUUGGUAGCAGCGUUUAUCAUCAUGUAUACUUUGUUCCUUUGAGGACUUAUAUUUAUUUGAGAUUGAUUCUUUUAUUCAUGAACUGAGACAUUUUUAGUUCCAGUGAACUUUUAAAGACUGAACAACGCUUUUUUUAAAAGUGUAAUGCAUAUAAUCAGCUUAAGCGGCUAAUUACAGCCAUAACAUCAACUUGGGAUGCGCCGAUUAAUCGGCAGUACCAAUUAAUGGGCCGUAAUCUGGAAUUUAAAAUUCUUUUGUGAUACUUCAUUAUUAUUUUUUUUAUAAAUUACUGUUGAAGUAAUGUUAUUUUUUUAAUUUAAUUUUUAUGUUUUGAAUAAAUAUACACAUACAUACAAUGUUGCAAAUUUUCAGGUGUCGAUACUUUUCUUUGAAUAAUUUUAUAUUUUCUAAUAAAAAACUAAAGUUUUAGAUUAAAUGUCUAAUAAAUUUAAAUUAAAAGUGCUACUAACCAGACUCCCCUUUAAUAUUUUUUAAAUUUUCGUGCUAGUUAGUAUUAUGUAAUUUUAUUAACAAUAACGUGAAAAUUGGCUCAAAGAAAUUGAAUGAAAUUAUGGAACUAUUUUUUGAAAAUUCGGAAAAGGGAGAAAAAAAAUCGUAUCUCAAAAAUAAACUAUUAACUAUUUCUAAAGUCAGUAACUAUUUCUAAAACAGAAAAAAAAUCUGACGGAGAAGUUGGUUGUAUUAAAAAUGAUCAUAUGAUCAUUAAUCGGCCCUGCCGAUUAAUCGUUCGAUUAUCAACAGCCAAAUAAUCGGCUAUCGGCCAAUUUCAUUUGUGGCGCAUCCCUAUCAUCAACGCUCAACUGAGUAUUUUUACUAUAAAUCAAGCCACUGGUCUUUUGUGCUAGACUUUUUAUAAUGCAUUCAUGUGCAAUGGCGAAGCCAGGAUUUUGCUUCGAGAGGGGCUGAGGUCAUCAAAAGUUUUAUAUCGUGUCUCCAACUCGGGGACUCCUCCGCGGAAAUUGUAGAACUUAAGGUUCUGAAAACAAAAUUUAAGAUUAUCUUUAGGGAUGUUGGAGGGUUUAGGAAUUUUUGUCUGGUUUGAUCAGGGGGGGGGGGGAGCUGCAGCCUCGUAGUCCCUCUCCUGGAUUCGCCACUGUCCAAUGUGUUUGUAGUAGAACUGAGAGACAGUGAGAAGAGCAAAAGUACGUAAGUGUCAAAAUUAAAAAUUUGAAGAUAAUCAGUUGAAACGGAAGGUUAACCUCUCCUCUGUUUUGAGGCAAGAGAGAGUACUAGUAGCCCUAGUAGAUGCUACUAUACAGCAUGAUUUAGAAAAAAAAGACCAACGAAAGCCUACCUAGAAUCACAACCCUAAACGAGUUUUACUCAAAAUUUGAAAAUGUCAACUUACAUCCCUUUGCUUCUCACUACCUCAAUUGAUGCUUUGCUGUUUUCUUUGUGUUUCUGAGUGUUGUGAUUCUUUCUUCAGUAACGUGAUCUACACGUCUUUCAUUUUGAUAUACAAUUUUAACUUUUUAAUAUUGUUUAGAAUAAAAGAAUA
Messenger RNA from Uloborus diversus, 2312 nucleotides. Its product is annotated as SCO-spondin-like. The transcript has 4 exons. The record is from RefSeq and is a predicted model, not a curated record. Lineage: Eukaryota; Metazoa; Arthropoda; Arachnida; Araneae; Uloboridae. Bases 212 to 835 code for a protein of 207 amino acids.